AACAUAGAUACGAGCUUUUAUUUUCCUCUCUACUAACCUCUAUUUUCAAUCACACAAAUCACAGGUCCACAUAAGUUUAUAAACGAUGUAGAAGCUUUGGAGUGCUUCACGGAGAAACGGCAAAUAAACGAGUGGCUUUAAACCAUCGAUGCCGAGGGCCAGCGGCCGUGUGAUGCGCGCAUAUGUCUAGACUCGGAGGUACCCAGGUUCUGGGCACAGCACAGCAGGUGAAGAGGACAACCGCCGAGCACACGGCGGUGCUUAACUUUGUUGGUGCCAAACGCAGCAAGCUGUCGUCUGCGGUCUCGCUUACAGAGAUCGACGAUAUCGAGAAGAUGACGGAUACGGCCGCGGCGGCCACGGCCACGACCGAUACCACACAGAAGAGGGCGAAUUUUUCGGCGUUGACCGUUGCCAAUCCGAAUGGCGUAAGCAAGAUUUCGCCAAGCUUAGCAAGUGCAAAGCCUGGCUCCGCGAGGAAGCUUGUCAUCAAGAAUUUCAAAAAUAAACCAAAAUUGCCAGAAAAUUAUCAAGAACAAACAUGGGAAAAGCUGCAAGAAGCUGUAAUUGCCAUACAAACAAGCAAAAGCAUUCGUUAUUCUUUAGAAGAACUUUACCAAGCUGUUGAGAACAUGUGUAAUCACAAAAUGGCAUCAACUCUUUAUGCUAAUUUAACAAUACUGACAGAAUCACAUGUUAAAGCUAAUAUUGAACAGUUUUUGGCAGAAUCCAUGGAUAGACAUAUAUUUUUGAAAAAAAUGAAUGAAUGUUGGCAAUCACAUUGCAGGCAAAUGAUUAUGAUAAGAAGUAUCUUUUUGUACCUGGAUAGAACAUAUGUGUUACAAAAUCCAAGUAUAUCUUCAAUUUGGGAUAUGGGAUUACAUUUGUUUAGAUUACACAUAGUACUGAAUAAUUUGGUGCAAACUCGUACUGUUGAAGGGUUACUUAUGUUAAUUGAGAAAGAACGACAAGGGGAUACAGUGGAUAGAACUCUUUUAAAAUCGUUAUUAAGAAUGUUGUCUGAUUUACAAAUUUACCAAGAGGCCUUUGAAUCUAAGUUCCUGGUAGCAACAGAGAGAUUGUAUGCAGCAGAGGGCCAAAGGUUAAUGAAUGAGCAUGACGUUCCUGAAUAUUUAGCACAUGUAGACAAACGCCUACAAGAAGAAAAUGAACGUUUAUUACAUUAUCUUGAUACAUCAACAAAAUGGUCUCUUAUACAUACGGUUGAGAAACAAUUAUUGUCCGAACAUAUUUCAAGUAUUCUACAGAAGGGUUUAAGUGGUUUAUUAGAUGAAAAUAGAAUUAGCGAUUUAUCAUUACUUUAUAAUUUAUAUAGUCGAGUAAAAAAUGGUCUCGUCGAACUUUGUCUCAAUUUUAAUUGUUACAUAAAGAAAAAAGGUAAAACAAUAGUUAUAGAUCCAGAAAAAGAUAAGACUAUGGUACAGGAACUCUUAGAUUUUAAGGAUAAAAUGGACAAUAUUGUUAAUACGUGUUUUCACAAAAACGAAAAAUUUGCUAAUAGUUUAAAGGAAGCUUUUGAAGCUUUCAUAAAUCAAAGAGCAAAUAAACCUGCAGAAUUAAUAGCAAAAUUUGUCGAUUGUAAGCUACGCGCAGGUAAUAAAGAAGCCACGGAAGAAGAAUUAGAACGAUUAUUAGAUAAAAUUAUGGUAUUAUUUCGUUUUAUACAUGGAAAGGACGUAUUCGAAGCUUUUUACAAAAAAGAUUUGGCAAAACGUUUACUAGUAGGUAAAUCUGCAUCUGUUGAUGCUGAAAAGUCGAUGUUAUCUAAAUUAAAACAAGAAUGUGGUGGAGGAUUUACAAGUAAAUUAGAAGGAAUGUUCAAAGAUAUGGAACUAAGUAAAGAUAUUAAUAUUGCUUUCAAACAGUAUGCAGGAAAUCUGCAACAUGAAUUAUCUGCAAGUAAUUUAGACUUAACAGUCUCAAUACUUACAAUGGGAUAUUGGCCAACAUAUCCUGUAAUGGAAGUUACACUGCCAACAGAAAUGGUGCAGUAUCAAGAUGUAUUUAAUAAAUUUUACUUAGGAAAGCAUAGUGGAAGAAAGUUACAAUGGCAACCUACUUUAGGACACUGCGUUUUAAAAGCUUGGUUUAAUCAGGGCAAUAAAGAACUGCAGGUAUCAUUGUUUCAAGCAUUAGUCUUAAUAUUAUUUAAUGAUGCUGAUAAUCUUUCAUUGGAAGAUAUUAAAGCAGCAACUAACAUUGAAGAUGGCGAACUUAGAAGAACUUUACAAUCUUUGGCUUGUGGGAAAGCUAGAGUUUUACAGAAACAUCCACGGGGAAGGGAUGUCGCUGACAAUGAUAGAUUUGUUUUUAAUGCGGAAUUUACGAAUAAAUUAUUCAGAAUUAAAAUAAAUCAAAUACAAAUGAAAGAAACGAACGAAGAACAAAAAGCAACAGAGGAAAGGGUGUAUCAAGAUAGACAAUAUCAAAUAGAUGCCGCGAUUGUCAGGAUUAUGAAAAUGAGAAAAACACUUACGCACAAUCUCCUUAUUAGUGAAUUAUACAAUCAAUUAAAGUUUCCUGUUAAGCCUGCUGACUUAAAGAAGCGGAUCGAGUCACUUAUAGACAGGGAUUACAUGGAACGGGAUAAAGAUAACGCAAAUCAGUACAACUAUGUCGCGUAACCUGAAUCAAAUGCCAAAAUUACGUCAGAUUGGUUCAAUUUUACAUUUUCUAGUAAAAUGAAUCAAUUAAUUUUGGCGCUUGCCUAUUGUGAAUGUGUAAAGUUGAAGAAAGAAACAAAGAACUCUAACUGGUUAACUGUCAACAUGACGUUGCAGCACACAAUCAGUUCAUAAAAAAACCUAGAAUGGACCUCAUUGUUUUGUUUUUUGUAGUAGUGCAUACGGACACUGGACAGUUACAGUAAUUUUUCAACAGUGCUUUACUGUUAUCCUUGUGUUAUUUCUAGAUUUUGCUAAAAAGGACCAUGUGCAAAAUAUCAUCGAUAAUGCAGCAAUUUAAGAUGUACCAACAAUUUUUUAUGCUAAGCAGUUUUUCACAGCAUAUUAAAAGAUAAGCAGAUGUAGUGCAAAACAACAAACAUAAUGUAACACUGUAAUAGCUACAAUGAAAAUAAUUUAAGAGAUGAGAAACAUAAUGUACUAAUUCUUUAAAAAUCGGCGACAGUGCGUUAAUUAUAAUAGAUUUAAACUUUGCACCAUAUACAACUUUGGAGAAGUUUGGCUUAAAUAUUCAAAAUUAUCCUGACACAUAAAACUAAUAUUGAAAGUUAAGAUUCUGGAGACCAGAUUACACUUACGAAUCUCAGUUAAAGCAAGGAUAAUAACUGUUUACAAUAAUUACAACAAGAACUUAAUUUUACAGUUGAAUUUAAUAGGCAUUGUUGCAGCUGAUUUUAGGUAUAAAAUAAAAUAAAGAUUUGUACAGUGGAAAAAGUAUAGAGGUAUGCAAGAAGUAUUUUUAAUUUACUUUUACUAACACAUCGUGUAAAAAGUUUAAGGAAAUGUAGAAAAAAAAAUCCUUUUAUUGAGACGAAAUAAAUUUCAUUUGAACAGAUUA
Molecule: messenger RNA, 3543 nt
Organism: Vespula pensylvanica (western yellowjacket)
Lineage: Eukaryota; Metazoa; Arthropoda; Insecta; Hymenoptera; Vespidae
Gene: Cul4
Product: cullin-4A
Exons: 12
Coding region: 183-2645 (820 amino acids)
Biological process (GO): ubiquitin-dependent protein catabolic process; DNA damage response; protein ubiquitination
Cellular component (GO): Cul4-RING E3 ubiquitin ligase complex
Molecular function (GO): ubiquitin protein ligase binding
Source: RefSeq, a predicted model, not a curated record